CCUCGCUCUCUCGCUGCCCUUGCGGCCGAAACGAUCUUCCGAGCCCGAUGCUGGCACAGCCCAGAUGAUGCAGCUCCCAUGACAAGGCGCAGCUUGCAGGACAGCUGCGAGCCUUCUCGAGCGACCCUCCAGGGCCUAGCGCAAACUCCCGUCCGUCGUCGUGCUCCUUCUAGCACCCACCGGAGAGGUACCGCUGCGUGCAGCAUCGAAGCCGCAACCAGGCGCAGGUGCGCAACGAGAUCGUGCGCUGCUGCGCUUCUCGCAGACGCCCCCUUACCUCCACCGCACGUCGUCACCGCCGGCUGCAACCGGGCCCGAGUCACGCCGAGCAUCCAAGUGCCGCUCGUCGGUGCCGCCGAGCUCGCCGCUCAGUGCCGCACUGUCCGCCGGCUGCUGCGGCCUCUCGACCCUCUCGUCCCAACAAAUCACAGGCAGCAGGCCGGCAGAGGCCGGGAGUUCAGGGCGAAGCGAAGCCGGCACCCGGGUGCUGCCGCAAAAUCUGCACCUGCUUGUGGCGUACCUCGGCCAUGAGCCAAUUAAGGAUCGGUCUCGCGCGUCAAGUCGCCGCAGCGCCGUCAGGGGUCGGCACUGUCGGCCUCGGCGUGCGGCCUGGCUUGUGCCGGCACCGCCGGUCGCUGAGCAGACCACGCAGCGUGAUGAGGGCUCGCAGCGGCUCUGCGAAGCAAAGGGAGUCUGCUUGCUGAGGCACCCCUUGCCGAAGC
Messenger RNA from Tilletiopsis washingtonensis, 722 nucleotides. RefSeq lists its product as hypothetical. The record is from RefSeq and is a predicted model, not a curated record. The coding region runs from base 79 to 531 and encodes 150 amino acids. The transcript has a single exon. NCBI's taxonomy places the organism in Eukaryota, Fungi, Basidiomycota, Exobasidiomycetes, Entylomatales.